AAUGACUCGGCGGUGCUCGCACUGCAGCAACAACGGGCAUAACUCGCGCACGUGCCCGACGCGUGUCGGGUCCUCCUCCUCCUCCCCCUCCUUAGGAGGCGGCGUGAAGCUGUUCGGCGUGAGGCUCACCGAUGGCUCGAUCAUUAAGAAGAGCGCCAGCAUGGGAAAUUUAUCCAGUGCGGCGGCGCACUACCAUUCCUCGUCGCCGAACCCGGACUCCCCGAGCUCCGACCAGCUCCAUGACCCGGUUCACGUUCCCGACGGUUACUUAUCCGACGACCCCGCCCACGCUUCUUCCUCCGUCAAUCGCCGCGGCGAUCGUAAAAAAGGAACGCCAUGGACAGAAGAGGAGCAUCGAAUGUUCUUGAUUGGUCUCCAGAAAUUGGGGAAGGGAGACUGGCGUGGGAUAGCACGGAGUUAUGUGACGACUAGGACUCCCACCCAGGUGGCAAGCCAUGCCCAGAAGUAUUUUAUCCGACAGAGUAAUGCUACACGAAGAAAGAGGCGGUCCAGCCUAUUCGACAUGGUUCCUGAUAUGGCACCUCCCUUGCCAGAAGAACAAAUUUUUCUUCCUUCUUCUUGGGAAGGAGAUUCUGAAGAUGCAAACUCACUACCUUCAUUAAAUCUUUCCCUCAGCUCAGAGAGCAAACCCAUGGAAACCACACAUGAAGAAACUGUAAUAGAACAUGAUCACGAGCCUGCAAUGGGAUCAAAUGGUUUCCCGCCAAUGGCUCCACCUUACGUCCCAGCUUAUAUGUCCUACCCCUGGCCAUAUUGGGCACCAAGUGCAGGGCCCUUUAGAGAAAUGGUUGGUGAGCCCUCUCGCCAACCAGUCUUAAGGCCAAUUCCUAUCGUUCCUAAGGAGCCUGUCAAUGUGGAUGCGCUGGGCAUGUCUCAGCUCAGUCUAGGAGAGACGGAGAGAGGAUUGAAGGAGCCAUCGCCUCUCUCCUUAAAACUACUUGGAGAGCCGUCAAGGCAGUCGGCAUUCCACCCGAAUGCUCCAGCUAGUGAGCCGGACUUGAGCAAAGGCAAGAGCAGUGCGAUCCAAGCAGUCUGAAUUGGCGAAAUGGAGCAGCGUCUCGGUCUUCUUUUUGGGCUGUUUUGUACAAUUAUAAUGUUAUAUUAGACAUUCUCUUUUAUUUUGUUUUUUGCAAUGGUCUGAAGUCUUAUAAAUAACAUAGGCUAGAUAGCUAUUCUUUCUAAUUGUAAACAGCUAGAAAUUUCAA
This is a messenger RNA of Malus domestica (apple), 1226 nucleotides long. RefSeq lists its product as uncharacterized. Gene Ontology annotation, biological process: response to ethylene; response to gibberellin. Lineage: Eukaryota; Viridiplantae; Streptophyta; Magnoliopsida; Rosales; Rosaceae. Gene Ontology annotation, molecular function: DNA binding. The record is from RefSeq and is marked provisional.